AUGCCUCCUAAGCUCCCAAAUUUGAAGUACAAACCAAAGCGUGUUGUUCGUCCCAAGGAUGAGGGAAAUGCGCCUCAAACCGCGGAAGGUGUGGAGGACAUGAGCCUUCUCCAGUUGGAGCGUCUGCGUCUCCAGCAGGAAGCCGUUCUCCAGCAGCAGCAGCAGCAACAACAACAACAGCAACAGACAUUUAGAGCAGGUGCACCAGCGCCGCUUUCUUCGCGGGGUGACGCUGCCGCAUCGGGCGUUUCCGGUGAGAAUGUGCCCGCCCGCAGGCAGCCUCGUUUGCAGUCUGCCCAGAUAGCCGCUAACCGCGCAGCUGCUUAUUUUGCCCCCGAGGCUGAGAGGUUUCCCGAGAAUACCAUGUCGAAGAUCCUUGAGAUGAAGGCCGAUACUCCAGGUGUGACUGUUUAUCACCCAACACCAUUGGACUGCACACUCCCUGCCCGUUUGCAGUCGUGUGAUGGGGAGGGUCCUGUGGAAGGAGACGAUCAACGCAUAGAAGCGGCGACGCAGGACGACGGCGUCGCCUUCCUUAAGGAAUACGAGGAGGAGUUGCGUCGAUCGAGGCUGGCCAAUAUGCGGUUUGAGCGUGAGGUGCUUCACGCUUCUGCCAAUAAAAUUGAUAUGGAAACUCCUGUGGGGCGUUCGGAUGAAGGUGAGUUGGUGUGGUUUCAGCUUCCUCGCUUUCAGGCCGAUCCCCCGUUUGCACUAACGCAGCUGCCCUCUGGCAAGGUCGGGGAGGUGAAGGUGUAUAAAAGCGGACGCAUGACAAUGGAAAUUUGUGGUGUGUACUACGACCUAGCCGUUGAAGGUUACACCGCUGGGGGUGAUGGGGCCUGUAAUGUUGUGGCCGCCGUGGCGCCUUCUCAGCAGCCGGACGAGAAGGCGAGUUGCUACCAGUUGGGGCUUUUGGAAAAGAAGAUUGUUUGCACGCCAAGUAUCACUGUGGACAGCUGA
This is a messenger RNA of Trypanosoma conorhini, 960 nucleotides long. Its product is annotated as DNA-directed RNA polymerase. Gene Ontology annotation, molecular function: DNA binding. Gene Ontology annotation, biological process: transcription by RNA polymerase III. The transcript has a single exon. Gene Ontology annotation, cellular component: RNA polymerase III complex. The record is from RefSeq and is a predicted model, not a curated record. NCBI's taxonomy places the organism in Eukaryota, Euglenozoa, Kinetoplastea, Trypanosomatida, Trypanosomatidae. The coding region runs from base 1 to 960 and encodes 319 amino acids.